UAACAUGGAGCCGUGGGUCGAUUCCACCAACAUGGUCGGUGAUUGCGUUGCAAUGCCAAUAUAUACCAUGUCAGACUUUUGGAUUCGCCACGUGGGUUAGGCGAAGCUAUAUGUAUCUUGUACCCAAGCAGCAGUUGCUGUCGCUUCUUUCGCCCCCAACCUUCCCCGUCCAGACCGUCCGCAGUCUCACUCAGGAAGCCCGUGGUCGAGAUGCAUCUGGCCACGCACCUCGUCGGUCUCCUCGCCGUCUUCUCGGCCGCGGAAGCCUACAAGCCCGUCAAGCCGUGUCCGGCGCCCACCAAGGACACGGAUCGGCUCGCCGCCUUGGCCCUAGACAACCUGAGCCGCUACCAGAAGUCAAUAAAUCCCAAGGGCACAUGCACGGUAGCCAAGGCUGCACGGCGCAAGGAAUGGGGCUCGCUGAGCAAGGCCGAGCGCAAGGACUACAUCCGGGCGGUCAAGUGCCUGAUGCAGAAGCCGUCCAAGUACGAUCCGGCGGCGGCUCCGGGGGCCAAGACGCGGUACGACGACUUCGUGGCCGUGCACAUCAACCAGACGCUGUCGAUCCACGGCACGGCCAACUUCCUGUCGUGGCACCGCUGGUUCGUGCACACGUUUGAGCAGGCGCUGCGCAACGAGUGCGGCUACAAGGGCUGGCAGCCGUACUGGAACUGGGGGCGCUGGGCCAACGACCCGCUCCGCUCGCCCAUCUUCGACGGCAGCGACACGUCCAUGAGCGGCAACGGCGCCUACGCGGCCCACAACUGCACGCCCGCCCUGCCGACGGGGCUCAACUGCAUCCCGCCCGGCAGCGGCGGCGGCUGCAUCUUCUCGGGCCCGUUCGCCAACAUGUCGGUCAACCUGGGGCCCGUGGCGCCGACGCUGCAGGUGGCUGGCACCGUGCCCGCGCCGUCGCUGCUCGCCUACAACCCGCGCUGCGUGCGGCGCGACAUCACCGACUGGGUCAGCACGCGGUGGACGACCGAGCAGAACACGACCGACCUGAUCGUGCAGAGCGGCGACAUCGGCGCCUUCCAGACCACCAUGCAGGGCGACUUCCCGCGCGGCUUCUACGGCGUCCACGUGGGCGGCCACUUCACCUUCGCCGGCGACCCGGGCGGCGAUCUCUUCACCAGCCCCGGCGACCCGGCCUUCUGGCUGCACCACGGCCAGAUCGACCGCGUCUGGUGGAUCUGGCAGAACCUGGACCCGGCCAGGCGGACCCACGUCAUUGCCGGCACGCUGACCGUCAACAACUCCCCGCCGAGCCGCAACGGCACGCUCGACGACAUCAUCGACCUCGAGGUCAACGCCGCGCCGCUGAAGAUCAGGGACGUCGUCUCGACGGUCGGGAUCGGCGGUGGUCCGCAGUGCUAUGUUUAUGUAUGAGUAAUAUGUAAUGCGGGUUAACUAGAGACCAUCCAGUGUACUUGAUCCGUUCCCUGUUCUGGUCGCGAUUAUAGUUAGUAGAUACAUUAGGAUGAACUCGGGGAGGUUCCGACUAGAUCAGUACACCGUCUCCGUGAACCCCACAGUAUCAACCUCCCCUCCGACGCGC
Chaetomium strumarium is the source of this 1558-nucleotide messenger RNA. RefSeq lists its product as uncharacterized. Bases 211 to 1389 code for a protein of 392 amino acids. Gene Ontology annotation, molecular function: oxidoreductase activity. The transcript is spliced from 2 exons. The record is from RefSeq and is a predicted model, not a curated record. Lineage: Eukaryota; Fungi; Ascomycota; Sordariomycetes; Sordariales; Chaetomiaceae.